AUGAAUGAUGCUAUGGACAAUACCAUGAAUGAUACCAUAAAUGAUACUACGAAUGAUACUAUGAACAAUACUAUGAACGAUACUGCAGACAAUAUUACAAACAAUAUCAUGAACAUAAAUGAUGUAAUGAACAUAAACAAUGCUAUGAAUUGUGCAAUAAGUAUGAAUAAUACUAUGAGUGAUACUGUGAAUGAUGCUAUGAAUAAUGCUAUGAACAAUGCUGUGAGUAAUACCAUGAAUGAUUUUGUGAAUAAUGACAUAAUUAACAGUGCACAAAUUCAACUCUUUAGUA
This is a messenger RNA of Scutellospora calospora, 292 nucleotides long. The record is from the annotation of a GenBank genome assembly. Lineage: Eukaryota; Fungi; Glomeromycota; Glomeromycetes; Diversisporales; Gigasporaceae.